CCAAAACAAAUGCGUGAUAACUUAACCAAAGAACCUGUUUUCGUUUUUUGUGGUCCAUUAAAAAAGAGAUUCGACAACCUUGAACACUCGCUGUUGACACUUACUACAAACAAACAGAGAAGCGAACGACAAAAUAAACAUUGAUAAGACAUAAUAAGAAUAAGAGGCCAGCGCAGAGAGCUCUUAGUGUGUCUGUGUUGUUGUUAUUCACAUUGCGUAUCAGUCGUCGACAAGCAGUGCUACCAAACGGAAGUUCAUUUCAUCAACGCUUCUAUUUAGGGGACACCACGUGCGCUAGAACAUAGAGUUUUCUGACAGAAAGUCUGCAAAUUGAUGCUAUAUGCGCAUGAUUCCAGAUUUCAAUAAUACGCUAUUUGGUGUUAAUUUAAUUUUUUACACAAAGGGGACACACGCUCCAUAUAGAAAUUACGCUAGCGAGAGCAACGAACGCAUAGGCGCUAAUACGUAAUCAGCAGAGACUGCGACAGCGACGGCGACUGCGGCGGCGUGGGCGCAACAGUAAGCGACGCAGCGGAAAGCACUAGAAAAGAGAAAAUUCAACUAUUACUACAACAACAACAAAAGCUACAUUAUCAACAAUGGUUUCAUAUUUUGUGCCGCGCAGCCGUGUUCUGCUUAAGGCUGGCAACAUACGCAAAGCAGUACAGGAGCAGCAGCCUGCUAAGCAUAUGCAACAAAAUGGCAGCUGGCCAGUGUUACGCCAUUUUCGCCAACUACCCACAAACGCCGCCUCAAAUGGCUCCUCGUCGGCAGCUGCAAAGGCAACUCUGCAGAAUCUCAAAGAGCAAAAGCAGCUGCAAAUGAGACGCAAUAUGCUGCAGCGUUGGACCGGCUUUCUGUUGCGUUGGGCGCCAAUGGGCCUGUGUGUAUUUGGUGCCAUAGAAUGGCAAUUACAUAAAAUGCGGUGCGAACGUGACGGAGCACCACGCACUGCUUCAGAAUUCCAAUCAAAGAUUUACUGCUCGCUGCCGCUGCGCAUCAUAAGCCGCUGCUGGGGUUGGCUGGCCUCGUGCUACAUGCCAAACACACUGCGACCCUACAUCUACGGCUGGUACUCGAAUAUGUUUGAUGUUAAUCUAAACGAGGCCUUAUACCCAGACUUUAAUCACUACAACAGUCUACAGCAAUUCUUUACGCGACCCUUAAGAGAGGGCGUGCGAAUCAUAGACGCAAAGGCGCCGCUCGUAUCUCCCGCCGACGGAAAGGUGCUGCACUUUGGUAGCGCCACCGAUCAUCUUAUCGAGCAAGUAAAAGGCGUAGAUUAUAGCAUUGAGGAUUUCUUGGGACCGCUGCAGACGGUCGAGCAAGCAAAUGCUUCAAUCAGCUAUGCCCAGGCGCUCAAAGAAAAGCGCGACGGCUCCACGGAUCUGUAUCAGUGUGUCAUUUAUCUAGCGCCUGGCGACUAUCAUCGCUUUCACUCACCCGCUGCCUGGCAGCCACAGGUGCGCCGUCAUUUCUCUGGCGAGCUGCUUUCGGUCAGCCCGAAGGUGGCCAGCUGGCUGCCCGGGCUCUUCUGCCUGAACGAGCGUGUGCUUUAUAUGGGCAAGUGGCAGCAUGGUUUCUUUAGUUACACUGCCGUUGGUGCUACCAAUGUGGGCUCCGUUGAAAUUUUUAUGGACUCUGAACUAAAAACUAACCGCUGGAACGGCUUAAAUGUCGGCGCACAUCCACCAAGCACUUAUGAAUAUGAUGAGCUCGAUUUAAUCACAAAGCAAUCGGAUGAUAAACAGGUGCCAAAGUUUGUCAAAGGCGAUCUUAUUGGACAGUUUAAUAUGGGCAGCACCAUCGUGCUGUUGUUCGAGGCGCCAAAGAACUUCAAAUUCGACAUUGCCGCUGGCCAGAAGAUACGCGUCGGCGAAUCCCUAGGACACAUUGCAGAGCACAACUGACAAAUUCCUAUAAAGGCACCCAAUUGUGAUGAGCCUGCAAAGUCUUUAUAUUUAGAUGCCAUACAUCUCCUGCAAACAUACGAAUGCUCAACAUGGAUAUUUAAUGAAUUUCAAAGAUGUUCAUCAUGAAUUGGAGUAUUGUAUUUAACUCUGUAUGUGUGUAUUUUGUUAGUUAAAGCUUUUUGUACCUCAGAAACGAAUUGUAUUUGCAAUUGUAAUAGUA
Molecule: messenger RNA, 2133 nt
Organism: Drosophila busckii
Lineage: Eukaryota; Metazoa; Arthropoda; Insecta; Diptera; Drosophilidae
Gene: Pisd
Product: phosphatidylserine decarboxylase proenzyme, mitochondrial
Exons: 2
Coding region: 600-1910 (436 amino acids)
Biological process (GO): phosphatidylethanolamine biosynthetic process
Cellular component (GO): mitochondrion
Molecular function (GO): phosphatidylserine decarboxylase activity
Source: RefSeq, a predicted model, not a curated record